Messenger RNA from Saccostrea cuccullata (small rock oyster), 870 nucleotides. RefSeq names its product peptidylprolyl isomerase domain and WD repeat-containing protein 1-like. Gene Ontology annotation, biological process: protein peptidyl-prolyl isomerization. The transcript has 7 exons. Gene Ontology annotation, molecular function: peptidyl-prolyl cis-trans isomerase activity. Lineage: Eukaryota; Metazoa; Mollusca; Bivalvia; Ostreida; Ostreidae. The coding region runs from base 35 to 853 and encodes 272 amino acids. The record is from RefSeq and is a predicted model, not a curated record.
UGAUGACAGUGGACAUUUUGUUUUGUAUGCCACCAUGUUAGGAAUUAAAAUUAUUAAUCUGUACACCAAUCGCUGUGUGCGGACCCUGGGGAAGCCUGAGAAUGCCCGGUUCCUGCAGCUGAGUCUGUUCCAGGGUACAGGGAAGAAACAGAAGGCGGCGGUGGACGUGGAGAUGGUGGCCUCCGAUAACCCCCUCCUACAGAACGUCCUGUUUGAUCCCAUCCUCUUCUGUACUGCCUUCAAGAAGAACCGCUUCUACAUGUUCACAAGGCGGGAACCGGAGGACACAAAAAGUGCUGAUGCAGAGAGAGAUGUAUUUAAUGAGAAACCCUCCAAGGAAGAUAUUGUAGCAGCUACACAGGAUGCGUCCUACACAAGAGUAUCUGAGUCCUGUGUCAUUCAUACCACUAUGGGUGAUAUCCACAUCAAAUUGUUUGCCAAAGAGUGCCCCAAAACUGUGGAAAACUUCUGUGUUCACACAAAGAGUGGAUACUACAACUCUCAUAUUUUCCACCGAGUUAUAAAAGGCUUCAUGAUACAAACAGGAGAUCCUUUGGGUAUUGGUACUGGAGGGGAAUCAAUAUGGGGAGGGGAAUUUGAAGAUGAAUUUCACCCUAAUCUGCGACAUGAUAGACCCUACACACUCAGUAUGGCAAACGCAGGGCCCAACACGAAUGGCUCACAGUUCUUCAUUACAGUGGCACCAACACCAUGGUUGGACAAUAAGCACACAGUGUUUGGUAGAGUUACAAGGGGGAUGGAAGUGUGUCAAGCCAUAAGUAAUGUCAAGGUCAAUCCCAAAACAGACAAACCUUAUGAUGAUGUACGAAUCAUUAACAUCUCAUUAAAAUAAAAUCAUGUGUAUGAAAA